AUCGUAGGUUCGGUCAUUGCUUAUCACCGACUUGACCGGAGUUUACUGGUUAUUGGUUAAGUCCGCCAGAAUCAGCCCCAAGUACAUACUUCGGAUGUAAACCACUAUCCCCAACUUAUAAGGCUGCACAAUGCCGUUCUUCAGUCUGAAAUAGCAGACGAAAAAGCACAUUCAAACCCAAUCAAUUCCUCCGUUCUACCCUCCUCACUCCUCUCACCAUGGCUGGACAACGAAUCUUCAUGACCGGCGCCAGCGGCUACGUUGGGUCCAUGGUCGCUCAAAAGGCCCUCGCCCGAGGCUACGAAGUCUACGGUCUCUCGCGCACCGAAGCCAGCGAUGCCAAACUGAGCGCACAGGGCAUAGUGCCCGUCCGCGGGGACCUCACAUCGGUGGACGUUCUGCGCGAGCAAAGCGCCAGUGCUGACAUCGUCCUUCACCUAGCGGAUGCCUUCGCCGGGUUCCAAAACAGCUACGACGAGGUCUUGCGCAUCGACGCCAGCGCUAUUAGCGCCUUUGCGGCUGGCAUGGAAGGAAGCAAUAAGCCACUGGUGGCGACCUCCGGCACGCUAGUGGUUGCGGCCACGGGGGCCGAAACGACGGAAGAGUCGCCGCUCAACGAGAAGCCUCUGAAUGACCGGAUCAAGUCGGAGCAGAAUUCGCUGAAGCUAAGCGAGAAGGGCAUCAAGGUGUCUGCGCUUCGACUGGCGCCUUUCGUCUACGGGCGGGGCGGUAGCGGCGUGCGACUGUUCAUGCAGAUGUUUGCGCAGUCCGGGGAGGCCGUGUACAUCGACGACGGCGCGGCGGUGACUUCGGCGGUGCAUGUGGACGAGGCGGCGGAAUUGUAUCUCCUGGCUGCGGAGAAGGCAGAGACCGGGGAGGUCUUCAACGCCGUGUCGAGCACGGUGACGUACCGGCAGUUGACGGAGGCCAUGGGCGAGAUCAUGGGUCUACCUGUUCGCUCCAUGCCUUCGAGCGAGGCGGCGGGCCAACUGGGCGAGUUUGUGACGGGGUUCUUGUCGACGGAGAAUAAUGCAUCGGCGGCCAAGGCGAAGAAAGUUCUGGGAUGGGCCCCGACGGCAGCAGGGAUCUUGGAGGAUGUGAGGCAGGGAUCGUACGUGGCCGUGGCGGCGGCGUUGCAGGCGUCGAGGGCAGCAUGAGAGGACGGUGCAUGGAGAUAGAAAGACUAGAGAUAAAGAGUUUAAACCCGAGAAUAAAGUGGUCGUGUCAGGUGACAGUGUCAGUGACAAGUCAGUGACAGUCGCGUCUCGUUCGAGCAUCGCCAGCGGCUCACCUCAGGGCAGCGUCGCCUUCUUCUCUCCCCCGGACUCUCCCCUCCAGCCAGUCAAGACGCAUCAAAAACCAAAGACCGCGGUCUGGACGGAUUGCUAACGGAAAUUAGACGGCUUGGCCGAUCUGCCUCUCUGUGCGUCCACUCAAAUUGCAAUCCCUCCGUUUUCCCCGCAAUGCAACCCGCCAGUCUCGUGGCCUUUCUCUCCAGUCCGUCCUUCUGACUUUUCUCCGGCCGUCUUCUUUAACCUCUUCCUCACUAGCAUCGCAAUCCUGGCACCGUGCGGACCAUUCGGGGCAUGUUCCUGGCGUCCAGAG
Aspergillus steynii IBT 23096 is the source of this 1605-nucleotide messenger RNA. Its product is annotated as putative NAD dependent epimerase/dehydratase. The transcript has a single exon. The record is from RefSeq and is a predicted model, not a curated record. Lineage: Eukaryota; Fungi; Ascomycota; Eurotiomycetes; Eurotiales; Aspergillaceae. The coding region runs from base 240 to 1157 and encodes 305 amino acids.